Messenger RNA from Lodderomyces margitis, 2772 nucleotides. RefSeq names its product Arg81p (gene ARG81). The transcript has a single exon. Gene Ontology annotation, molecular function: zinc ion binding; DNA-binding transcription factor activity, RNA polymerase II-specific. NCBI's taxonomy places the organism in Eukaryota, Fungi, Ascomycota, Pichiomycetes, Serinales, Debaryomycetaceae. Gene Ontology annotation, biological process: regulation of DNA-templated transcription. The coding region runs from base 1 to 2772 and encodes 923 amino acids. The record is from RefSeq and is a predicted model, not a curated record.
AUGUCUACUACUCCUCCUUCGUCUUCAUCGUCGCAAAAGCAAAACAAACUCAAGCGAUCCAAGACUUUCACUGGCUGUUUCACUUGUCGAGCUAGGAAAAUAAAAUGUGAUUUAAGACGACCACAAUGUGAUAAAUGUAUCAGGGCCAAGUUGACGUGUGCCGGGUAUGAUGUCAAGCUCCGAUGGUCGCAGCCAAUCCAAUUUACUCCAUUAAAUAACGGAGAUGUGAAAGGCACACUGGUGAAAUUUCCCACGUAUGAAAAUGGCGAUGCACCAGAUGAUGCUGAGAUCGAUGCCGAGAUAGAUGCAACUGCACCAGAAUAUUUUCACCGACGAUUUGUUGAAUAUGUGGAGUGGAAAGAACCAUAUACGACAUACGAUCAGAUGAAUUAUGAUCUUGCGUAUUUGCAAAAUAACAGGCUAACGUCUAGGUUGAAACCGCAUGGCGAUACAAAAAUGAAGGGACCAUUUGGAGUAUUUCAAGGUAAGGUUGACCAAGAGAAGGACAAGGACGGGAGAAGGUCUACGCAACAACUGAAGAAGAGAAAGAUUAUGAUGGAUAAAAGAAGUGAUUCGCCUGCUGAAGAGAGGUCUAUCGCAACCUCCACAAAAAAGAACGAUGUUGCUAUGAUCUCAAACGAUGCCCCACCACAGGACCAGUUUUGGUUAUCAAAUGAGUUGAAAGACGCUGCAUUGGUUACUGCUGCUGCUUUAAACACCCACUUUUUAGACAUCAUGAACAAUUUUGACAAUAAUGGGGACGUGUUGCCACAAACAGGUGAUCAAGGAAGGACGGCUGAAGAUACGAAUUACAAUUUGAAUAACCCUGAUUUGUUCAAUUUGGUGUUUCACAAUAAAGGACAAACCUUCAAUUCCAUGCAGCCUCCAGCGUCAGCCUCAAACUCAAACAUGUCCAUGUCAAAUUUAUUGAAUCAACCUGACAAUCUCGUGGAUCCUAUUUACUAUUCCAAUUUUUCCAAUUUUUUCUACAACAACCCCUACCAAAUGAAUGAAAACUUGGAAAUUCAGUUGCAUGCACAAACAACAAGUGCAGAUGACACCGAGUAUGUUGACGGUGACCAUUCAAAUGAUAGCAAAUUAUUGGCGUCGAUAAUGAAAAUUGUUCAGAGUCCGCUAAAUGUCAAUUUUGACUUGACAUUACCAACGCGGCAGUCGCAUGUAGGUAUUCCUACAACUUCGUUGCAAGUACAGCCGUUGACGCGUUAUUUAUUAAAUUACUAUGUGACCGAUGUCGCAGAUUUGAUGACGGUGAUACCACUUACUGAAAAUCCGUGGAAGGCGAUUUAUUUCCCCCGUGCAUUGAUGGCAAUAGGGGAGCUUCUGGCCUUGGGUAAAACUUCGAUGGCUAAAAACGCAUUGUUGAAUGCUUUGCUAGCGGUAUCAGCGUUCAAUUUGCAAUCAAAGUUUCCCAAGAAUUCGCAACCAAUGCGGUUUUAUCUCAACUUGGGUAUUGCGUUGCGUAACCAAGCCAGUUUGUUUGUUAAAAAAUUGUUGAAUCUGAAGAACGAUGUACAAUCUGGUAUUGAACAUUGUGUUACGCAAGAAAAAUACAAAGACGUGCUUUGUGCCGUAAUGACCAUGAUUAGUGUUGAUCUAGUUUGGGGAACUAUGCAAGAUACCGGUUUGUAUAUUGCGUGGUGUGGUAAAGUUAUUGUUGCAAAGAUGGCAACCAAGAAGAAGCUUUCGCCAAAAGCAAGGAUCUUGCAUCGUAUAUUCUCAUCAUUGAAGUUGAUCCAAGACUCUACGUGUUUGAAUUUUGAAAGCAUCAAGGAAAACUAUGAAUCAUCGACUGGGAUUGGUGGGUAUGAUGUCAAUGGAGAUAAAUUUGGUAACGAUAGAGAAAAAUCCAAAGAAGGUAACAAAGGGCGUAUAGACUUUAUUGUCAAUAGCUCCUUUUCCAACAAGAACAGCUUCAAUUCCGCCAUCAAUGCAACUACAUCGCCCCAGUUUGUAAAUAAGAAGUUGAUAAAUACCAAGAAGAAUGACGAGAAUUUUGCUACUGAUGCAUUGUACGGGUUACCCAACUCGUUGAUUUUGUUAUUCAGUGAGACUGUUGAGUUGUUGAGGAUACGCAUAUAUUACACUACAACGAAAAAUCCAUUACCUAGUGACUAUAAAAGUAGAGUAGAAACUUUAAAUGAAAAGUUGGAUGCAUGGGUAUUGGACUGGGAAUUAUACAAGGGACAAGAUAUGGAGUUUAAUAAGACCAAUCGGAAAGGAUCUGCAGAGGAUGGAGAAUCUGAAGAUACACGGGGCUCACAGUCUGUCGCUGGAAACGCACCUACAGCCCUUAACGAUGUUGAUACUGCCGCUAAUACUGAUGAAAACUGCUCUAGAAAGCAAUUUUAUUCACCCAUGCAUGAAGUUACGUUUCACCAUAUUAUGUCAUUUUACCAUGCGCUCGUCAUUUACUUUAGCAGAUUUAUUAAAGAUGUCUCGCCUACCAAAUUGCAAACAAGGGUGGUGAAAACCCUCAAUCAUUUGAAUUCCAUUCAAGACCUUAUAGCCAAAGAUGAAGCAGCAAUAAUCCCCUUGUUUUGGCAAGGUUUCAUCGCUGGAUGCGAAGCGCUUUCGACGGAUUUGCAAUUGGGCUUCAAGAAAUGGGGUGCUGAUAUUGCCCAGUAUUUGGGCUCAUAUUGGGGAGCAAGACAGAUUAUGUUGGAGGUAUGGCGGAGGAAAAGUAUGAAGGAAGCAAGAGAUGACUGGGUUAGUGUUGUCCAGGAUUGGGAAAUGAACUUGAUGUUGAAUUAG